UUUUAAUAUUAAACUUUUUUUUCAGUUGUCUGAUCAGUGAUCUAUGAAAUCGCAUAGACAUGGCGAAAAACAGGAACAAGAAGAAGAGAAACGGUGUCGCUUCAAUGGACGUCAACGAAGGAACUGUUCUUGAGCUUCCUCAAGUUUUUGGCUUAUUUACAGCAAUGGACACUUCAGAGACUGGAGUUCAAAAGCCUGGUUCUGCAACUCCAAAACUAAAGACAAAAAAGGGAAGACACAUGAAGAGAUCGAAAAAUGUUCGUAAGGCGAAGUCUGUGGAAAAGGCUAUUGCUAAGAACGAGAAGUAUGCCGAGAAAAACUCCAAGGUCGAGAACAAGAAAUCAAGAGUUCAAUCAGCUAAACUACUGUUAAGUAUUUUUAAGAGUUUUACUGCCAAAUGAUCUUGGUUUGCCGUCUUUUCUAAUCC
Hibiscus syriacus is the source of this 427-nucleotide messenger RNA. RefSeq lists its product as uncharacterized. Bases 60 to 401 code for a protein of 113 amino acids. Lineage: Eukaryota; Viridiplantae; Streptophyta; Magnoliopsida; Malvales; Malvaceae. The record is from RefSeq and is a predicted model, not a curated record. The transcript has 3 exons.